AUGUCGGAUCGAGAUGACAGUUCAACGCAGUCCUUGUCAGAUUUCUCUGACAGUUUCCCUUCCACCACCACAAUCAGUACAGUCGCAGUUCAAUCUGGACAAUCAAAGAUUAUCCUGGCUGUUAUGAGAUGUGGCACCUGGAUAAAGGUGAGAAUUCAACGCAUGGAACCAGAUCUCUACGAUAUCGGUUCAAGUGGCACCUCAGCGGAGGUACGUCAGCUGUUAGAGCAGCACGCCAGCCUCGUCUCGAAAUUGGCGGCCAAACAGGACCAGAUUUCAGAGCUCCUCACGCGGGCCGAAGAGAUGGUGUCCCAGCAGCCGACAGAGGGCCAGGCUCGCGUCUACUCGGCCAUAUCCUCAUCCCUCAACAAGGCAUGGCGAGAGCUCCUCGACGUUCUCGGCAAACGGGGCCACCUCCUCCAAUUGGUGGCCGAGUGCUUUGAAAAUGCUGAGACCGUUCAUGGUGCUGUCGCUAGAAUAAUUGAUGCCUCUGCCUCAGGUGACUGGGGCGAUUCAAUAGAAUCAGUUCAACGACUAAUUCAGGAACAUGAGGAGCUGAAGCGUGUGGAGCUGAUGGAACCGAUCCAUCGGAUGUUGGAGGCGGCCAAUGGGGCGUUGGAUUUGCUUACCCGAAUGGCCGUUCGUACUGGGCAGACACCUGAGUCUGGGUUGACUCGAACUAGUGCCGAGACACGCGAGCGCAUCGCUGCGGUCACCGGAGAUGCCAACGAGGCUCAUCGUCUAGCCGAAAAUGCCUGGGAGCGACGUGCCAAACUCCUCCAACUCCGUUUAACGGUUGUCAGACUCGAAAUUGAACACGAACAAGUUGUCGAGUGGUUCUCGAGGGUUGGAGAACCAAAUCUAGCUGCCACAUUGCCUCGCACCACCCUUCAAGAAUGCGAAACUGCAAUGGAGGCCUUGAUGGGCCUCGCAAUAGAUGCUCGUGAAUAUCAGCAUGUCAACAGUCGUCUAGUUCGUCAGGCUCAACAGCUUAUUCUUCCAAGGGGCGAAACUGAAGAACCUGAUCUGGAAAUGCAAACUGCUCACAAGGCUCUCGUGGAUCGGUUCGUCACGGCAGAGAAUUACAUUUGGGAAUUUAUCGAUCGCAUCGAAUCCCGCCGACGAUGCCUCCAGGCUAGCAUUAUAUUUUUCAGUGAAGCCGCAGUGCUUCUUGACCAUCUUAAGAUCCUUGAAGGCGACAUUAGUGUCGCUAGCACAUCGCGACAGGAGGUUCGUGAUGAGAUCCUCCAGCGACUCACUGAACUGGAGAUGCGAGUACCCGGACUUCGAGAGAUUCUAACCGAUCUUCGCUCACGGGUGGACGAAAAGCCAUCUGUCAUAGCACUGAGUCUGACACCUACCACCCCAUCACGAUCUGUAUCGCCUCUAACCCCGACUGCGGAUGCUGCGAUGUCAGCAAAGCUAAAUGAAAUCGAAGAUAUUAUCACCCGAUGCCGCAGGCUGUGUAGUGGCUUUCCAGGCCGCGAAAUCAAAGAUCAACAAUCUAAAGAAAUUGACUACAGGCUCACUGCUCUAUGGCGAUGGACUCAGGAGAAGAUUGAUGGGGUUUUAAGAACCCAUCAGUCACCAGGAACAACAAUUUCUUCCGUAUCAGACUUUGAAGACCUUCACAAACAUCUCGAAAGGCAAAUGGCCAGUCAACAGCGCGAAAUUUCUACUCUUAACACACUUAUUUUAUCACUACCUCCGACUUCCGAAAAACAAAAUUUCCAGCACCGAUUGGAUGAGAUAAUCGAAGCAUGGACACAUCAUCGCCGCACCGUUACCAUCCGCUUGCGCAUUGCUGACGACCUGAAUCGUCUGCUAAGGCGCAUUCGAGAGGACGAGUAUUACUACCAAGCGUUGAACGAUCGCCUCAAGUCAGUCGCUGCUGAAACUCCACUGACAAGCAGUGAUGUCAACUUGCGUGUCAGCCAAGAACUACGAGAAGGCGAGAUUUCUCAUAUCCACUCAGACCUUUUGGAGGUCCGAUCACGUCUCGAAUCUCAGCAGCGGACACUGCAACAGGCCCUUGACGAGCUUUCCAAUGUCAACGCUACCGACGCAGACAAAACAGAACUACAGAAUUUCUAUCGAAGCCAAAUUCAGUUGAAUUUGGAACGACUGCAUCACCUGGAGGAGCAGCUGAGUAGUCUCCUUUCAACCAAACAGAUUUGGCUUUCAUGGGACGAGAAGUGGAACGACUUUAAGAAUUCCGCUAGGCGGCUCGAUGAGGCGAUGAGCAGUUCUCGAGCGCGCAUCGUGCAAUCAUCGCGACCGCAAAGUGUGCCUGCAGUGGAAGCCGCUCUGGCAGAGCACACACGCGAUGGUGACUACGUCAAUCAAUUAAUUGCGGAAGUGAACGCCAAGGCCAACACUCUUGCUUCAUUGGUUGGUGCAGAGCCCACUGUUACUGACGGACCCUCGCGGGUGCGUCGGUAUGUGGAGGUACCGUACACCACCCCAGGUCCCAUUGAUACAGAGUUAGCGAAAUCGGUGAAAUCAGAACUCUGCAUUGCCACCGCGGGCCUGGAGACCCGAUCCAAAGACUGGGAGCGCGUCUUCAAUGCGCACAAACAUACCCUCGAGGAGCGUGCCAAACAACUGACCAGGAUGAUAGAGAUGGAUAAAGUUGAACGUGAUCUUCAGGACGCAGAGUCCGAAUUCCAGCGCAUUAGCAUCACGGUAAAUCUUGACUCGCCAAUGGCACAAAUUGAGCAAGCCGAUGAAAAUCUCCGAGCCCUUGAGCGUCGAAUACCGGAGUUGAAAAGCCGUAUUCAGAGCACCGCCUACCUUCCCAGAAUGCAGCUCAUUCGAGGACCCUCAGAUCUACUGGAAAUUAGUGGCGCAGAUUUACCGAUGCUGGAGGAGAGGCAGCGUCAACUGGAGACUCGUGUGUCAAACCUGGUAGCUGGAACCGCUAAAUGCCGAACGGAGGUGAAUUUGACACUUCAACUGCUUCGUGCAGUGCGAGAAGCAGAGAAUCGUCUAUCGAGUCUGACGGUGGACUUGGGAAGAAGCAGCGACCACCUUAAGAGCCUUGCACCCGACGAUCAAGUGUCAAUGCAUCAAAUCAUUGCCGACAUUGAAAAGCAAAGGGACCGUGCUCAGAAAUACGCUGAUCAACACGUACCACAGCUUCAAUCGCUAGCCGCUCAAUUCCCAGGUGAUCAAGCGCUAAUCAAGGUACAACCUAUAAUUCGACGCUUCCAAGAUUCGACAGAGGCUUUGAAUAAGCUGGUGGAAGACGUACCUGUGCGAUCGGAACAGUUGGUCGACGUUGCCCGCCUCCAAGGUCCUGUGGUAGAGGCUGUGGAGGUGGUGGCCAGUCACCAAAUGCAUCUUCCCCGACCCAGGCCCCCCACCAUCCUUAGGCCACUGCCCAACAUCCACGUUGCCGAAGGGACACGCGUCUCUCUGAUGACCACCUUCGAUGCUGGCAUUCCACAAGGAUAUCCAGAGCCGGUGGACAUUGAGGGCACAUGGCAUAGAGAUGGUCUUCCGGUGACUACCCCAGACUACCGCACCAGCAUGGACCAACACUCAGCGAGUCUAACAAUCGAAGAAGUCUUUGGCGAUGACUCUGGUGUAUUCACUUUUCGCCUGAAGACACCCUUUGGAGAAGCAGAAACCUCUGGUUCUCUAGUAGUCUCAGAGACUCACAAAUCGAUUUCCUCAAUUCAUGAAGAAAUGAUAACCCCGACCAAGCGAAGGAAACCACAACAGGCUCCUCCAAGUUUCCCACCUUUCAAGGAAGAAACUGGAGAGGCUCCGAGAUUUACAAGACCACUUCGAUCAACGGAGGUUGGGGAAAACCAAUCCAUCAUGCUAGAGUGCCACGCAACUGGGAGUCCAGUGCCGACGAUAGCGUGGUUUAAAGAUGGCAUCAGCAUCGACAACAGUCCUGAAUACGUUGUUUUCGAAGUGAACGGUUCUUGCGCCAUUAAGAUUCGCAAGGCUAAUGCGCCUGUUCAUGAUGGCAACUACACUUGUCGAGCAAGGAACACCCAUGGCGAAGCCAUUACCACCUGCCAACUUCACGUCAAGCCAAUCGAACCACCUCGUAUAGUCUAUCCCCUCUCCGAUAAGCAGGUUCCCGAGGGCCAAUCACUUGAACUUAAACUCACGUUUAAGGGCACACCCCCUAUACGUGCUGAAUGGUACGUCAAUGAUGUGCCUCUGGAAUCCGUUCAAAGCUCCGCUAUUCCAAACAUUGUUGGCGAUAAAGCAGUUUUGAAAUUGCCAGCAACAUACCAGCAGGAUGCCGCACAAUAUACGUGUGUGCUGAAAAAUUCUGCAGGAGAGGCUCGAAGUUCCUGCCAGGUAGAUUUGCGACCACGACGCGUUGAGAGGCCGUUGAAUAUCGAGGAGUUGAUUGACGCGGCCUCGGUGCCACCUGCACGUCGACCACCUUCACAAUCGCCGUUGCAAGAUGGACAGCAGUCGCCUAUUGCUAGCUCCCCCAGACUCCCAAUAGCUCCAUCUAGACCAGAAUCUCUGGAUCGGGGAAAGAUUUCUCCUCGUUCAGUCUAUUCUCCGGUCAGCGUAGAGGCCAGGCCUCCGUGGAGAGCGACCUCGGUCCCUCCACAACUCUCCAGUAUCUAUAGGACUGAACAUCAUAGAGAUCUCCUUGCACCUAAACGAACAUUUUCGCCUGGCCAACUACCUCCGCAAUUCACUCAACCACUGCACAAUGCUGCAGCCACGGAAGGCCAAAUGGUGCGCCUUCAGUGCCGAGUUCUCGGUCGACCAAGGCCACAAAUUGAUUGGUACAAGGAUGGUGCAUCUUUGACUCCUGCACCCAACUACGCUAUUCGCGCAGAGGGUGAUAGGCACUGGAUUGAGUUUAGUGACAUCUAUCUGACCGAUCACGGAGAGUACUCGUGUGUUGCAACCAACCCUGCUGGUGUGGCAAAAACCUCAUGCCGAAUGGAUGUUGAACCACUGUCAAGUGGCGACGAAUCAGUGGACCGAACACCCCAGAUUGUCAAAUCCCUCCCACGCUAUUUGACAAUCAAUGAAGGCGAGGGUGUAACCCUAGAGUGUAGCUUCGUUGGGCGUCCAGAACCUUCGAUAACAUGGUACAAAGACUCGGUGCCUCUUCAGGCAUCACCUAAUGUUGAGAUUUCACAGGUGGGAUCUACGGCCGUACUGAAUAUGACUGAUUCCAAUAUCCAAGAUGCAGGCGUAUAUAAGGCCGUUGCCUCAAACCGUGUUGGAGUGUGCCAAUCCGAAAUCCACGUAAACAUCUUGCCGACGGGCAAAGGACCCAGACCUAUGGAUGCUUUGCCUCUUCAGGAAGGACCUCCACGAUUUACUAAGCCUAUUCGCGAUAUCCACAUGGAACCUCGUUCACCGAGACUUUCACGCUUUGACUGUUUCGUUUUGGGCAUUCCCCGACCAACCGUUGAAUGGCGACACGCCAAUCAGAAGAUCGGGCCCGAGGACCAGCGCUACCACAUCACUGCCGACAGGCCUCCUGGCGUGCAUACUCUCACCAUUCUCCAACCGAGCCAAGACACUGCUGGUCACUACGAAGUUUUGGCUGAGAACAUCCACGGAAGUGCCACGUGCUCAGCUACUGUCUACCUGCCGCGCAAACGGUCUCUUUCCUCACUGACUUCACUUUCCCCGGUGGUUUACGCAACACUGCCCCGUCAAACAUCGCCGUGGAGACAGAUCAGCCCAGCUGCUUCAGUGCACGUAAUUCCGACAUACGCUACCCAGACGACGCGACGCUUUAUGCGCGAGGUCUCUGAACCACCGGAACUGCGGAGAUACACUUCAACAACACAACUGCACGUAAAUGAACGGCACACUACACCACCUGUCCAUUUCACUUUCCGUUUGCCACCAGAGAAGGCAAUGAGCAAGGUGGAGGUUAUGAGACCGAUUGAGUCGAUGCCUUCUCCACGACCUCAAAUUAAGCAUGCUAGUAGCCUUACAGUACUGAAUAAGAUGCAAGUGUGCCCCGUAGUUCCCUUGCAAGAGACCAUUGUGCAACAUCGUGUCGCCAGUCACCCGCGUCUGUCUCCGGGUUACGUUUCAACCGAAGACCUAAUGCGGCCUAUUGAAGUGGUUCCAAUGGUUCCCGUCUACGAGACUCGACGGGUUCUAGAGUCUCCACAGCCUAAACCUCUCAGAAGAACUGUAUCACAAGACAGAUUCAAAGUAUCGGUUGAGGCUCUUAUUCCAUCUCGUCCCGUGCUUGAGUCGAACAUGGCAACUGAGGUGUUUCACCACAAGACCAUCCAAGUGACGCCCAUAGUUCCGAUGUACCGAACUCAACGGGAAGCCUCUGUGGCCAGCCAACCUGCCCUAGAACCUGGUUACACUAGUGAAGGCGAAUUCGAGCACAGCAUUGAUGUCGUACCAAUGAUUCCAAGCUACAAGACUGAAACAGAGCGCUCAGUGCCUGCUCGUCCCUCUCUUGAAACCGGAUUUGAGUCGAAAACAAGUAUUGAACGUAGAAUGGAAAUUGAAAGAGAGCUGACAGAGCUGCGUUAUAAAACACAAAUGGAGCGACCUGUGCCAGCGCAGCCACAACUCGUUCCUGGAUACGCAACCACGAUGGAUGUUGAACAUUCUAUGGACGUUGUUCCGUUGAUUCAAAAGCCUGAGGAACGUUUCCAAACAAGCUACUCUACCGACGUCAGCGUUCAGUACGUUCCCGUCGAUUUGGUUGUCGAACUUCCUACUCCUCCAAAGUUUGUUCAACACCUCAAUAAUGUUGUUGCUGAGGCGGGAUCCCAAGUUGUCCUAGAGGGCAUCGUAAGCGGCAAACCUACUCCAUCCAUUUCAUGGUUCCGGAAAUCCACUCCACUCACGGAUUCUCCUGACUUCCGCUUAGAAUACUGUCCUGAUGGAACUGUUAGACUUACUCUUAAAGAGGUAUUUACCGUGUCCUUAUCUAUGAUUCAUGAAGCAGAUGUUGGACCCUAUCGUUGUGAAGCUUCGAACAUCGCCGGGACUGCAGAUAGCUACGCCUAUUUGACCAUCACUGCAAAAGCAAUUGCACCGAGAUUUGUUAAGGGGCUUGAUAAUGCCACUGUUCUGGGAGGAAACACCAUACGUCUAACUGUCAAAGUUGAAGGACAACCGAAACCGGAUGUUAAGUGGACUGUCAACGGUUGUGAAAUCACUAGUUCGCCUGAUUUCGUGAUCGACGAAACUGCUGAUGGUGUGCAAUCUCUGACUAUUUUGCAUGCUCUUAAAACGAAUGCUGGUCGCUAUUCCGUGGUCGCAAAGAACGAAGCUGGAGAAGCCAUCACGUCAGGCACAGUGACUGUUCUAGAAUCACUUCCUCCGUCAACUCUGCCGUCUCCAAGACCUGUCGGAGAAGAGGUUACUAGGACAGAGGUUAAUGUUCCUUUAGCCAUGCCGACGCCAGGACCCACAAUAGCGCCUACUCCUGAAGCUCCUAAGUUCACUAAACUGUUGCCACGAUGUCGAACAGUAGAGGAAGAGACACCUAUGGUUUUGACAGUGGAGGCCAAAGCCAACCCAAUGCCUUUCUUGCACUGGUAUCGCAACGGAACGCCUCUGGAAACCGGGCCGAACUACAAGGUGUCUCAGUUUGGUCCAAACCUCGAAAAUAUCAGUGCAAUUCAACCAGAGUCAGUUAGGAUGGUCGGUGAACUGGAAAUGUCAAGAGCAACUCCAACAGACGCUGGAAUGAUUGUCUGUAUUGCUGAGAACCCGUACGGUCGUGCAGAGACAACAAUGACUUUGGACGUGAUUCCUAAACCGGAACCUCUACAACCUAGUGUCCAACCUCCAACCCAGGCCAAUCCACAAAAACCUUGGUUCACCAUUCCCCUUCAACCGACUAUCACCUUGCAAGCUGGAGCUCCUCUCACUCUUUCUACGGAGGCGAUGGGUAAUCCGCUUCCAUUCCUUCACUGGUAUCGUGAUGGUCACCAGCUCGAUUCGACUCCUGAACACGACAUAACUCAAGUAGGGCCGGAGCUGGCUAAGCCGGAGGCUCUCUUAGAUGGUCCUGUCUCAAUGACCGGACGUUUGAUCAUCAAUGAACUUUUCCCUACCGAUUCUGGUACCUAUCGGUGCGUAGCAGAGAAUUCCGCUGGACAAGCUGAAACCUUUAUGACAUUGAAUGUUCUUCCACCACCAGUUGAAAAACAAGGUCAGCGUCCGCGGUUUGUUAGGCGACUAGCUCCAACCACUCAGUGCAAAGUGGGAGAAACGGUAGUAUUAGAAACGGAAAUAUCAGGUCAACCACCUCCACGAGUUUCCUGGUACCGCAGUGGACUUGAAAUCUAUCCUGAUUUCAAGUACCGAAUGGAGGAAAACCCAAACACUGGAAUAUACCGGCUUGUCAUUCAGUCCAUCGCACAAGAGGACGUAUGUGAGUAUGCGGUGCGUGCUUGCAACGAAUACGGAUCGGUGGAAUCAAUUACUCGACUGACUCUCAUCCAAGAGUACACUGAGGUGACUCGAAUUGACUUACCUAGGACUCUAGCACCAGUUACCGUGGAAGUUCCAUAUACACCCACUGAAAAAACCCAGCUGGAUGUUCAAGUAGAGUCAACGUUUUCUCCCGUUGUAAUGGCUGUGGAGGUGAAAAGGCCCCGUCAACAUCUUAGUGAAUUGGAGAUGGAACUGAAACAACCACGAAUGGAAUUUCAGCCGAUAACUGUGGAGUUCCCACAUCCUGAAAGAAGUGGUCAACCGGCAGUGUUUGUUCGUCGUCUUCCCGAUUCCUUGACGCUGGAUGAGAAUGUUCCCGCGAGGAUUGUUGCUCAAAUGUCCGGUAUUCCAUUACCUUCCGUCAACUGGCUAAAGGAUGGACAGCCACUCAAGUCAAGUGAUAGAGUAUUUACAUCCGUCGAGCCUAACAACAUUUUGGUUCUUCAACUCAUCCAACCAAGGCCAAUUGAUAGUGGAACCUAUACAGCCAUUGUUACCAAUUCCUUGGGUCAGGAUACAUCCUCUGUGCAGGUCAACCUCAGUGCUCCUCCAGAACCCAAACUUGAGGAACCUAUGUUGGAAAAGAUGGGUGCUCCACCGAACUUCACAAAAGCUCCAUUUCCUCUUCCACCACAGACGGACAGUCAGAAAGACGUGAUUCAGUCCCCAAGCGUGUUUACAUCUAUGGAGGGAGCACCAGUAAAGUUUGAGGUUCAGGUUUACGGAGUUCCAGAACCCAGUGUUUCCUGGUUUUUAAACGACGUACCAGUGCGCCUGGAUUAUAAGCACAAAAUGCUAAAACUUCCCGAGUCGGUACAUUGCCUCACACUGGAAGCGCCAACAUCACUCACCGAUAGUGGAACAUAUCGAUGCGUCGCCAGCAACCCUUUCGGGGUUAAGGAAAUUGUCUUUCCUGUUACCAUUGAACCCAAACCUCAGCAGGUUACUGCUCCUCCGAGAUUCACAAAGAAGCCUGCUCCAAAAAUUGUUGCAUUACCAGGGCAACCGCUCCUACUUGAAGCUGAGUUCAUGGGCAUUCCUGCACCUGUGAUUUCUUGGCACAAGGAUGGAAGACUCAUUUCUCCUACUGAAGUGUCAAGUGGACGCGUCCAAGUUCUUGUCACAAAAAAUACAACCACAUUAUCUGUUGCUGAAGUCAAACCUGAAGAUGUUGGGAUCUGGCAGUGUCUUGCCUCGAGCACUGCUGGUUCAGCGACUUGUCGAACCAAACUCGACCUUGAAGUUCCAAAACCUGUAGUCGAGGAACCGCAAAGGAUGCUUUUCAUUCCGAAGAAGCGUACUUCUGUUUCGGGGCCAAGUGACUCCCCCUAUCCGGAAAUUAGACAGCCUCCUAAAUCUCUAGACGUAGUUGAGGGCAACACUGCUCGGUUCUCUACAAUGAUAGUUGGAACUCCACGUCCAUUGGUUCGCUGGUAUAUCAACGGUGUCCUCGCACUCCCCACUAUCCCCCUUGAAGGCAGUACCGAAGAACCUAGAGAACUAUCCCACUUUGAUGGUCUUCUACAUCAUUUUGAGCUUCGCGACUGCCGGCCUGAGGACAGUGGGGUUGUCACGGUUGAGGCUCUUCGUGGUGAUGUUUCAGAGGACACUGCAAAAACCGAACCUAAUGCUGUCGUUACCGCUUCGGCUAACUUGAGAGUACUCCCUGCUCCUGGAAAGAUUCCACUUCUACGGCCUGUCCAAAAAACUCCAGUUCAGCAAACCAAAUCUUCACAACCGCCUGCCAUCAUACAGGGACCUAAGAACUCCACAGUUCAAGAGGGUUCAUCGGUCACUUUUACAUGUCAGAUAGCGGGAUCUCCAGCGCCUGAGGUUAUUUGGAUCUAUGACGGACAGACUGCUAUUCAACCAGGAGCAAAUUUCCACACCAUAGUGACACCCGAUGGAAAAGCCUCUCUUCGCAUUGAUCAAGUCCGACCUGAAGACACUGGUGAAUAUAAGAUUCGGGUGACUAAUCCAGAAGGUUCGGUCGAAAAAUCCGCCCGGCUUGAUGUAAUACCUGCGGAAAAGGCGCCUGAAUUUACAACGCCUUUUCCAAAGGAGAUACUGGAGCUUCCUGAAGGUAUGUCCCUCACCUUGGACGUCGAAGUAGUGGGGAAGCCAACACCCCAGCUUGUGUGGAAGAGAGAUGGUAUUCCAUUCUCUCCAAUACCCGAAAUUCAAAUCACCCAAUUGACACCUACUCACCAUCGGCUAGAAAUACUUGAACUAUUCCAAACUGACAGCUCAGAAUUCACUGUCGAAGCGUUCAACAAACUCGGCAAAGCAGUCACAAAGACGAAGUUGAUUGUGCUACCAGGAGUGAAAGAGCAGCCUCCAUUCUUCACUACGUGUCCACCUGAACGGCUAACUGUGCCCGAGACUGAUGGAACUCAAAUUGAAUUUGUAGUACGUGGAGAACCGAAACCGAAAGUUCGCUAUUUCCACAACGACAUAGAGUUGUUUCCUACACGAGUAGGCGAUUCUUCGACAAAAAGCAAAGAUAAAAGAGUGGAAGAAAAUGUAAAUGAUGAUUAUGUUUUCUUCAUAAAUGAAGUGAAUAAGGAGGACGCCGGAGAGUAUAUCAUUCGCGCCGAAAAUGAACUUGGCAUAAGCGUUUGCAAAACAGAGAUAAGAGUAGAGUCGCUUGGCCCUAAAACAAAAGUCCUCUUCAGCAAACCGCUACCACAGAAAAGAAUCAUAACGGUAGACCACAAAACCAUCUUCGAAUGCGAGGCCAUCGCAAAACAGCCAAUAAAAUUUCUGUGGUAUAUAGAUGAAAAGGAAAUAGAUACUACAACAAGAGAUGUUGUAGUCAAAACAGAAGGUCAGCGAAAAAGUACAUUAAUAAUGCCAGCGACACAAAAAGAAAAUAUUCCAAAAGAAAUUACCGUAAAGGCUAUUACAACCGAUGGCGAUUACGCAAAAUCAACAACAAAAAUAGAAUAUAUGGAGAGCAAACGAGUUCCCUUGCGAUUUGUUCAACCAUUGCAACCGACAGUGGCACCGAGCAUUGGUGAGGAC
Messenger RNA from Hydatigera taeniaeformis, 11451 nucleotides. NCBI's taxonomy places the organism in Eukaryota, Metazoa, Platyhelminthes, Cestoda, Cyclophyllidea, Taeniidae. The record is from the annotation of a GenBank genome assembly.